Messenger RNA from Chaetomium globosum CBS 148.51, 858 nucleotides. RefSeq lists its product as uncharacterized. Gene Ontology annotation, cellular component: cytoplasm. Gene Ontology annotation, biological process: proteasome-mediated ubiquitin-dependent protein catabolic process; positive regulation of proteolysis; cellular response to misfolded protein. The coding region runs from base 1 to 858 and encodes 285 amino acids. The record is from RefSeq and is a predicted model, not a curated record. Gene Ontology annotation, molecular function: protein-folding chaperone binding; ubiquitin protein ligase activity. Lineage: Eukaryota; Fungi; Ascomycota; Sordariomycetes; Sordariales; Chaetomiaceae. The transcript is spliced from 3 exons.
AUGGCGAAACCAGCCCAACUCAAAGAAGAGGGCAACCGCCGCUUCCAAGCAGGCGACUACGUGAUGGCCGAAGCCCUCUACUCCCAAGCCCUCAUCUCCGACCCGCACAACCCCACCCUCUACACCAACCGCGCCAUGGCGCGACUCCGCCUCUCGCAAUGGGACUCGGCCGUGGCCGACGGCACGGCGUGCCUACAGCUCGCCCCCGACAGCAUGAAAGCGCACUACUCGCUCUCGCAAGCGCACCUGGCACUCCGAGCGCACGACGACGCGUUGCGGCACGCGCUGCGGGCGCACGCGCUGUGCGUGGCGGGGGGCGCGGCCGAGCACAAGAGCCUGGGGCCGAUCACGACGCACGUGUUAAGGUGCAAGAGGGAGCGGUGGGAGGAGCUGGAGAGGAGGCGGGUGCGGGAGUUGGGGGGGUUGGAGGGGGAGGUGUUGGGGUUGUUGGAGAGGGGGCGGGAGGAGGCGGUUAGGGAGGCGGAGAGGGAGGCAGAAGGGGAGGAGGGCGGGGUGGGGUUGGGGGAGGAGGGGAGGCGGGAGAUCGAGGAGGAGUGGAGGGGGAAGGUGGAGGCGAUGAAGGCGGUGUUUGAGAAGGCGAGGCCCGAGGGGGAGAGGAGGAGGGAGGUGCCGGAUUGGGCGGUGGAUGAUAUUAGUUUUUGUGUGAUGGUGGACCCGGUUAUUACCAAAACCGGCAAAUCCUACGAGCGCGCGUCCAUCGUCGAGCAUCUGCGCCGGCAGCCGCAGGAUCCAUUGACUCGGGAACCACUAUACCCGUCCGAGCUAAGGCCGAACCUCGACCUCAAGCAAGCCUGCGAGGAGUUUUUGGAGCAGAACGGCUGGGCGGCAGACUGGUAG